Molecule: messenger RNA, 1650 nt
Organism: Diabrotica balteata
Lineage: Eukaryota; Metazoa; Arthropoda; Insecta; Coleoptera; Chrysomelidae
Source: the annotation of a GenBank genome assembly
AGUCAGUGUUGCAUCGUCGUUCGUCAUAUUGUGGGCAUUGUGGCUGAGACACACAUACAAAUUGCUAUGUUUCUGUUCUACGGAUUUCUACGGAUUUUUGAAGCGCCCUCUACGGAAAUAUUUAGUUUUGGAGUUAACAACACUGGGUUAUGUUGAGUCUGAGUGAGUCGCCGAACAACGUUAAGUACCCCUUGCUCUAAAGCAAGAUUAUUUUGUGAGUAAUGGAAUUUAAAGUUAAGGAAGAGUUUUUUGAAUAUGACCAUAGUUUAGACAAUGAAGAUGUGAUUCUACCUUCAUCAUCUAAGGACCAAAGAUAUGUAAACAAUCAGCUAUCUAUAUCCAUCGAUCUUGAAGACUUAAAGAAUGAGCCAGAGGAAGAAAAGUCAGCUAUGGAAGUAAAAAUUGAAACUGAAGAGUUUUUUGAAGGCGUCCAAAAAACUACAGAAAACCAACUAUCCACAGCUCUAGAUCUUGCAGAUUUCAAGAAUGAAUCACAUGAAGACAACUCAGAUUUUUCCCAGAAAAACAGUGAGGAAAUUAUGGAAGGAAUACCUGACCACUUAUGUAAUAAAAAAGAAGAAAUAAGUCUAUACUCUGAAGAGACAACUUUAAAAAAUUUAGCUUUUUCUAAAUCCUACAAGUGUGACAUUUGUUAUAAGCAGUUUUCUCUCAAAAGUAAUAUGAACAGACAUAUGAGAGUGCACUCUGGAGAAAAACCUUACAAGUGUGAAAUUUGUUUUAAGCCGUUUUCUCAGAAAGAUCAUAUUAAAUCUCAUAUGAGAUUGCACACUGACGAAACUCCUUACAAGUGUGAAAUUUGUUUUCAGCAGUUUACUUACUCUAUUAGUUUGAAAAGACAUUUGAGAGUGCACACUGGAGAAACACCUUAUAAAUGUGAAAUAUGUUUUAAGCAUCUUACUGAAGCAAGUACUUUAAGAAAACAUAUGAGAAUUCACACCGGAGAAAAACCUUACAAGUGUGAAAUUUGUUUAAAGCAGUUUAUUGAAUCAACUGCAUUAAAACUACAUUUUAGAAUUCACACAGGAGAAAAACCUUUUAAGUGUGAAAUUUGUUUUAAGCAUUUUCAACGAAAGCCAUAUUUAAAGAAACAUAUGAGAGAGCAUACUGGAUAAAACCUGAUAAAUGUGAAAUUGGUUGUAAACAGUUUACUCAAAUAAGUACUUUAAGUGUGUUUUAAGAAGUUUUCUCAUAAAAAUUCAUUAAAUAAACAUAUGAAAAUUCACACUUGAGAAAACCCUUACAAUUAUAGAUAAUGCCUUCUACUACAAUGUAGAGAUGGAUCCUAGCCCAAAUUUUUCAUGGAAAAAAGCAACCAUGCAUCAAUGACUAAUAGAACGAGAUAUUUCAUUUCACCCAUGCUUUAAAAGUUGAAUUGUAUGCAUUUAUUAUUAAAAACCAUAAACUUAUAAAAGAUAUAUUGUUGACUUGUUUGUAGUGGAACUUGACAUUUUGACAUUGCAUAUACCACCUUACUACCCAGAGCUGAACCCCAUUGCAACAAUAUGGACACCAGUAAAUAAUAAAGUAGCAGCCUGUAAUGUCUUAUUCAAAUUAGAGCACAUUAUGGAUCAGGUGCAAAAUUUAAUAAUUGAUAUUUGAGAAGAUACCAGUGAGAGUGAAUCAGAACUG